UUAACAGUACACUGCAGUUGAUACACGAUAUUUGUUGAAAAGUUGGAAGCUCAAAUAAGAUAACAGAAAUGGGUCGCAAAUUUGUUGUUGGAGGUAACUGGAAGAUGAAUGGUGACAAAAAUCAAAUCAACGAAAUAGUUAAUAAUCUAAAAAAGGGACCUCUAGAUCCUAAUGUUGAGGUAAUUGUUGGUGUUCCUGCUAUUUACCUGUCUUAUGUGAAGACUAUCAUUCCUGAUAAUGUCGAAGUUGCAGCCCAGAACUGUUGGAAGUCUCCAAAAGGAGCUUUUACUGGUGAAAUUUCACCCGCUAUGAUCAAAGACGUUGGAGUAAAUUGGGUUAUACUUGGUCAUUCUGAAAGAAGAACAAUUUUUGGUGAAAAAGAUGAACUUGUUGCUGAAAAGGUUGCUCAUGCCCUUGAAUCUGGCUUGAAAGUCAUUGCCUGUAUUGGUGAGACUCUCGAAGAGAGAGAAUCUGGCAAGACUGAGGAAGUUGUUUUUAGACAAUUAAAAGCUUUAGUAUCGGCCAUUGGUGACAAAUGGGAAAAUAUUGUGCUUGCCUAUGAACCUGUAUGGGCUAUUGGUACAGGCAAGACUGCUACUCCCCAACAGGCUCAAGAUGUCCACCAUGCUCUUCGUAACUGGUUGUCGGCCAAUGUGAGUGGGAGUGUAUCUGACGCUGUACGUAUUCAGUACGGUGGCUCGGUCACAGCUGCUAAUGCUAAGGAGCUUGCAUCCUGCAAAGACAUUGAUGGUUUCUUAGUUGGUGGAGCCAGUCUUAAGCCUGAGUUUGUAGAAAUUGUAAAUGCUAAUCAAUAAAAUAAUGCAUUGAUUAUUAAAAAAAUGUUAUCACACUUGUUGAUAUGCUACUUCAAACAUAGAUUAUUUUUAAUGAAACAUAUUCUUUAAGCGUAAUCAUGUGUAAGUGAUAAUUUUUCAUGCUUUUAUGAAUAUUUAUUAUCAAUGUAUUUGAAAUAAAUUUUGCUCUUUUUGUUGUA
Molecule: messenger RNA, 994 nt
Organism: Bombyx mori (domestic silkworm)
Lineage: Eukaryota; Metazoa; Arthropoda; Insecta; Lepidoptera; Bombycidae
Gene: Tpi
Product: triosephosphate isomerase
Biological process (GO): glyceraldehyde-3-phosphate biosynthetic process; gluconeogenesis; glycolytic process
Cellular component (GO): cytosol
Molecular function (GO): triose-phosphate isomerase activity
Source: RefSeq, marked provisional